GGGCAAUUGGCCCAAGGCCAACAAGCUGAGAUGUCUUGGCUGCCCCGGGGAAAUCCAAUUAUGAGCGUGUUGUUAAUCGCACGCGUCUCGGCGAGAUAUUGGGACGCUGGGCAUUUCUGGGGUUCUGGGGUAUAUAUCGAGGGGACGCGAUCCACCUUGUGGAGAGGUCGAUCAGCUUCGUUCUUCUCUCUUAUACCCAUUUUCUUAAUUCUCUCUUUAGUGAAUAGCUGUUUGAGAACUAGGCAAUCAUGGCUGUCGCCGAAAAAGGCCAGAAGCCAGGCAUGGCCAAGAGAAUCUUUCUCAUGCUCGCACCAGACUCAGCAAAAGACGACGAUGGCCGCGAUAACUUCAACUCCCGCUCGCAAUUCGUCCUCUGCGCCAUGGGCGGUGCUGUCGGUCUAGGAAACCUGCUGCGCUUCCCCUCCGUCGUCUUCAACAACUACGGUCUGCAGUUCUUCAUCCCCUACGCCGUCGCGCUCUUCCUCAUCGGUAUUCCAAUCCUCAUCCUCGAAAUCACCCUUGGUCAGGCCUAUCGCGGUGGUUGUGUUAUCGCCUGGAAUAAUGUGAACCAUCGCGCUAAGGGUAUUGGACUGAGUAUGGUGUUCAAUGGCUUUAGUGUUGUUGGAUACUAUGUUCCGAUUCUGGCGUGGGCUAUGACUUAUUUCAGGAUGUCGUUUCAGAGCCCGUUGCCGUGGGAUGGCGAGGAUACGGUGGAUUUUUUUAAUGAGAGGGUUGUUCGCAACAUUCCUGCUACCGGUGGUGCUGAUGACGGUGGUGGUUUGAAGCAUUAUCCUGGUCGUGGCAUCGUUGGUGAGACGUUUGGCUGGUGCGUCAUGAUCUGGUUCGUCGUGUGGAUGUGUACCUUCAAGGGUGUUGGUCUCACUGGCCGUGUCAUCUACAUCACCAUGGCUCUCCCCCUCAUCAUGAUUGGCAUUCUCGCUAUUCGGUCCCUCUCCCUCCCCAACGCCUCUGAUGGUUUCAGACUCUAUGUCGGCACGUGGCGAAGCGAGUCUCUUGAGGGUCCUCGCGUAUGGCAAGACGCCUUUGGCCAGAUGUUCUUCUCCAUUGGUGUCGGUUUCGGCUACUUCACCUCCUACGCAUCAUACAACAACAAGUUCGCCAACGCUGUCCAAGAUGCUUUCAUCAUUGCUCUCAGCAACUCCGCAAUUGAGAUCAUCUCAGCAUUGGCUGUCAUGGGCGUUGUCGGCUUCCUCGCCAUCAACCCCGGCGAGGUCGAUCCUCUCUCCACCUUCAGCUCUGGUUUCUUCUACUAUCCCCAGGCUCUUGCUCAGAUGCCCGGAUCCAACUUCUUCUCUGCUCUGUUCUUCAUCACAUUGGUCCUUCUUGGACUCACAUGUGUCUUUGCCCUCGCUGAGGUCCUCGUCACUCUCAUCUGCGAUACCAACAUUGGUCAGCGCAUUCCUCGAUGGAUCAUCUCAACCUCUGUCAUCAUCCUCGGCUGCCUUACUUCACUCAUCUACAGCAGUGAGUUUGGCUUCAGUGUUCUCGAUGCUGUUGAUGCCUUUGUCAACGAUGUCGCUCUCUUCAUCACUGUCUGGUCAGAGACUUAUAUGGCCUGCACGCUUUACCGAUGGAAGGAUCCCGUCGAUCAGAUCGGCUUCAUCAGCUACUUCGUUUACAAUGGCGGCUAUGUUUUGUCUCUCUUCCUUGGCCUUCUGAUUGGUCAUGUCGUCAGCGCCCCUGCCGGUGCUGGUGUUGGCUUCGGUAUCUUCAUCGCCUGUGCUCUUAUCUCUGCUUUUGUUGGCAAGACCCCUUCAAUCCCUGCUCCCCGAUUCUGGGGAAACAAUCCCAUUCUCAGCCGAUUCUGGUACGCGGCUUUUUACUCGGGCAACCAAAUCCGUCGCGAUCUCAACAAUGCCAUCCUCGGUGGCCAGACGAAUUGGAAGAUUCACUGGGUAUGGCCUAUUUGUUUAAAAUACAUCACAGGUCCUGCCGUUGCCCUUGUCUUCUCCUUCGCCUAUCCCAAGUUCCUCAACAACUACUCCGAUGACCCUCCCUUCAUCUACAGCUUUGUUCUCAUGCACAUGGUCGUCAUCUUCAUCAUCGGUGCAUUCCUUGCUCCUCGCUUCCUCAACAUUCUCAUCCCAUCUCACCGUCUUGAGCGUGGUGAUGGAAAGUAUGAUGUUGCACCUCAGAUGACUAUUGACAACCGCCCUAUCGUUGACAACGGUGGCCUUGAGGGCGGUCACGGUGAUAUUGAUGCUGCUCACCACAGUGCUAGUGCUGAUGGAAACAGCAUGGAAGCUGAUAAGGGCGUAUUCCAACCGAAGGAUGAGACCGCGAGGUUUGAGACUCCUGUUGAGCCGCGACAGUAGAGCUUGUCGUUCAGAUAACCAGUCUCUCUUUUCGCCAUCAUCACAAGACAUCACUGAGAAGGUUUUUAUGAAUAAAGAUCUUUGAGAUAGGUUCUCUCGUUGAUAGUGGCUCGUCACUUUCACUCAUAUUAUUAAACAACUUCCACUUCAUCUCUAUCUUUCAUAUCUUUCAAAUCUGCUAUCCCUCCGUGACCAAACAGAGCUUUAAUCUUUCCAACUCUGAUGAGAUCCUGUAGUCCUCAAUUGUUUCCUAUUCGAUAAGGUAUAGACCCUCAUCUGGUGGAGGUUUCCCAUACCAGUCAAGUCCAAGCUUAUCCUCAGGAUCAGGAUCUUCCAUCUGAUAAUACCCAUCAUAUCUCCACCAUUUCCUAUCCUUAAACACAUCCUCCACCGGAAGUACCCCCUCAGCCUUCAUCUCAUCGCUAACUUUCUCAACACCUGCCCAAACUCUAAGAGUAUUCUCGCCAACAACCAUGGCCAGUUGCUCUUCAGUAGCUCCACGAUCAAGAAUAGCCUUCAGAAGAUGGGGAUAACAUUUCACAUCUUCAAGCCCUGGGAUUACGCUAGCGAUUCCAUCAAAGUCUGAGCCAAGGCCGACGUGAUCCCAGCCAAUGCGAUUGGCGAUGUAGAAUAGAUGAUCGAUUACCAUCUCCAUCUUGGCAUCUCUACGCCGGGUGGUGACAUGCUCUGGGACGAAAGUGACCAUAAUUAUACCACCGUUGACGGGAACCUUGUCGAGGAUGUAAUCGGGAACAUUUCGGGGGCAGUCGAAUACUCCUAUUGCGUUGGAGUGGGAGAACAUGACCGGGGCUCGGGAGAGGUCGAGAACUUGGCUCGCGCAGUCUUCUGAGACAUGAGAAAGAUCGACAAUCAUGCCUACGGGGUUAGCUCAGCGUAAAGCGGAUGUGAAAGUGGCGUACCGAGUCUGUUCAUCUCCUUGAUAGCGGCCCUUCCUAGGUCAGAUAGGCCACCAUGAACAGGUCCUAUCUUUGAAGUGGAACUGUCUGCGAAAGCAUUGUUGCAGACAUGGGUGAGAGUACACUAUCCAGCUCAGUAUGACAUCUCAAAUAAGUGAGGUCUAUUUUGCUUACAUAUCUCACCCCGAGCCUGUAGAAAGCUCUGAUGAUCCCAAUACUAUUUCCAGCCAUAUGAAGCCCCUCAAUGCCAAUCGAACAAGCAAUCUUACCACCGGCGUAAACAUCCCUGACUUCUGAAGCACCACUAACCAGUUGAAAUGUCUCUGGAUAAGACUCAACCAGUCGGAGGGUUAGAUCGAUCUGCUCAAUUGCAUCUCGAGCCAUGUCUGAGUACUCUGGAGUGGUGAAGUUCUCUGCUGAUCUGAGACAAGGGACACAGACAGACCAGAACUGUCCGCCCACGGCGCCUAGAAACAAGGUCAGCAUCCAGUUGAAGAUGAAGGCAGAUACUUGUGAGCACCUUGUUUAAGACGAGGAAUAUCUGUCAUUCCACGUUCGAAGCCUUUUUCUAGAUCGAAUUUCUCAUUAUUGUGUAUUUGACCAUGGAAACAAGCUCUGGGCUGUUGAGGUAAAUCAUUGUGACCAUCUAUAAGAGGGGUUGUAGCCAAAACUCGUUUGACUCUCUCGUCGAUAGGUAGCACCUGGUACGGAUGCGUGGAUGCCAUUCUGUGAAUGUACUGUGAGAAAUUGCAGUGCUGUAUCUUGGUCCAUCAGUAUCUCACUCCUCUUUAUCAGUCGUCAUUCGGCAACUUUAUCCCGUCUCGGGAAACAGGACAAGUAGCUUUGGAUGUUUCCCGCGCUGCCGCGGAAAACUUUAGUAACCGGAUGGCAGAUAGGCAUAUCCGUAAAGCCUGACGUUGCACGCCUCGGGUAGGACUUUUAUCCCGAGUGAUGAAAAGAUUUAGUCUUCCUCCCCGCGUUUAUCAAGGGCCCAUAUUAAAUUGGGUCAAACAAGGGACCCUUGUAUCACGAUGCCGAUCCCUCAAAUUUGAGAUAACACAAUCAAUAUAAUAAACAGUUCGACCUACCUACUCAGCAUCAGCUGCUCAAUUGAAAAAAUGCCUUGGGCUUUGUUCUU
Molecule: messenger RNA, 4391 nt
Organism: Fusarium odoratissimum NRRL 54006
Lineage: Eukaryota; Fungi; Ascomycota; Sordariomycetes; Hypocreales; Nectriaceae
Exons: 3
Coding region: 249-2336 (695 amino acids)
Biological process (GO): sodium ion transmembrane transport
Cellular component (GO): membrane
Source: RefSeq, a predicted model, not a curated record